AAGGAGAGGGAGCAGCUGCGUGCCUGGUGUUCACCUCUCGGCUUUGCAGCUGCUUCUUUUCGCAGUUUUGUGCGAUCCUUUGCCGACUGCUGCUCUGGGUCCUGAGUAUACAUAUUUCCUUCUUCCCAAGCCCUUCCCACCCCCUUUCCCUCGCGUACUGGAUCUAUAUCUGUGAAAGUCUCUGUUUUCCACACCAAAGACACUGUUGAGAGCGGACUUCCAAAAGAUCACAGUGAGGAAAGUGCUCUGCUACGUAUGAAACGCUGAUCCAGAAUCAGGUCAUCGACGAAUGAUUUAGCACCAGGUUCCCCACGAACGUGCAGUGUGCUACGAGUUUCGACUUUCACUACACGUUGAAAGUUAGCCUUUGACAACACGAGGCCACCUGAAAAGAUGAGAAGGACCAAGCUGCUUUCAAAUGACAGUCAAAAGAGCCCUGAAGACUAAUGCAGAGAAUUAACAAGAACCUAGUUUUGGGCCUUCUUACUUUGACAAGCUCAGUCUUUCUCCUAUUCCAGUUGUACUAUUACAAAUAUUAUUUAUCUCCAAAGAAUGGAGCUGUUUUUCCGAAGAUUAAAGGGAGCAAGACAGGACAAGACAGUAGCCGAUGGCAUGUGGUUAGAACAUUUCUUGGUUUGAUGUCCAGUCACAAUAUACCUGUGUAUCUUAUUGAUCCGUUGCUUCUGAGAUUGAUUAAUGUGGACUUGGAGCAGCUCAGGAUCUCCCCUGAUGGCCGCAACUCAGAAUGCAAGUACUUCUGUGCUCCACGGGACUUCACCACUUUUGCACUGUUGGACAGAACCUGGAAACCUGAGCUGGGCUUAUUCCGAGCUGCUGAGCUGGUGGGAUUCCAGUGGCUAAAGAUUCAGAGCAGAGACCCACGUCUUGAAGGGAUGGAAGACUUGUCUGGGACUGAGAUUCCCCUGCACUAUAUCUUCAGACUGGCUGCCCAUGCCAUCCAUCUUGUGGUCUUUUAUGAGAGGAGCGGCCACUACAUUUGGCAUGGACCGCUGCGGUUGAAACGGCACGUGGACAGGAAGUUUGUGCCUUUCCAGAAGCUACAGUUUGGCCGCUACUCUGGAGCCUAUAACAAGCUAGAACUACUGAGUAUUUCCAUUGACGGAAUAACAGUCCAAAUUCCAAAAGAGCCAUCUCAGUUCCUAGAAGAAAUGCCUCUUUCUAGGUUUAUUGAAUGUAGGUACAGAGAAGCUCGGUCUUUCUUUCAGCUGUACCCUGAUGAUGCAUCUCUCGACGCUGUAGAAUUCAGGGGGAAAGCCAAGGCACUGCUGCAUCUUGCUGCUUUGACACUAAACAGUUUAGGAGUGAGAUUCUGGCUGAGCAGCGGAACUUGCCUGGGUUGGUACAGACAGUGCAAUAUUAUUCCUUACAGCAAAGAUGUGGACUUGGGGAUUUUUAUUCAAGACUACAAGACAGAUAUUAUCCCAGCAUUUCAGAAGGCAGGGUUACCACUAAAGCACAAGUUUGGCAAGGUGGAAGACAGCUUGGAGCUCUCCUUUCAGGGAGAAGAUGAUGUGAAACUUGAUAUUUUUUUCUUCUAUGAAGAGGACAACCAUGUGUGGAAUGGAGGAACUCAGGCCAAAUCGGGCAAGAAAUUCAAGUACCUGUUUUCCAAAUUCACACUUUGUUGGACCGAGUUCAUAGAACUCAGGGUACGAGUACCAUGUGAAACCCUCCAGUACAUUGAAGCCAACUAUGGAAAAGACUGGAAGAUACCUGUGAAGGCAUGGGACUGGAAGACCUCGCCACCCAAUGUACAGCCCAAUGGGAUCUGGCCCAUUGAUGAAUGGGAAGAAGUCAUUCAACUCUACUGACCUAUCUAUAAGACACAAACACCUAGGACAGGGAUGUCAAACUCCCAGAUCGCAGGCCAGAUCUGGCCCAUGGAGCUCCACUGUCCGGCCCCCAAGCCAUAUCCCCUGUCUUCCCUCUCACCAGCCCUGCUGCUGCAGCCUCCGAGCAGGGGCCAGAAAGCCAAUCACCAUCACGGCUGAGAAGCAGCCAUCAUCCAGCCCCUGUCUUUCCCCUGCUGAGCAGGGGCCAGGAAGUCACGGCCAAGAAGAGGCCAUAAUCUAUCUCUUGCCUUUCCUCUGCCAGCCGCCCCAUCCCCUGUCUUUCCCCCAACAGCCCAUUGCCACCCCACCACAGGGGGAAGACAGGCUGGAUGAUGGCUGCUAGAGGUGUGUACAAACAGAGGUACACGUAGGUAAUUUUGGAGCCUGAACCUAAAGGCCUUUGGUGGGCCCCCGCUGCAAGUUAAGCAUCAUUUUUAACACAUAGGUUCUUGAGGGCACAAACCACACCACCCCGGACAGACUAAAGGCAGUUUGGGGGCCCCCAGGGGGUGUGGAGGCCCUAGACCUUGACCCCGAAGUCCAGGGGUAAGAGUACAUCUGUGUACAAAACACAUUUUAUGUUCUGUUCUGAGUUUGGAACAGAACCCAAACCACCAGGCAGAAAAGUUCUGUCAGAACAACUGGCUGAGCUGCUUGCUGCAAUAGAACUCCAUUCUGACCCAGAAUGUUUCGUCAUUCCAGGUGGUCGGUGGGGGGCCUGAAGGUGAGAGGAACCUAGGGAGGGAAGGGGGUGGGCGGGUGAGUGAGUAGGUGGGUGAAUGAGUAAGUGAAGGGGUGAGAGAGUUUGUAUCCCCUGUCUUCCCCCUUGCCAACCUUGCUGCUGCCACUGCUGAGCAGGAGCCAGGAAGCCAUAGCCAAGAAGCAGCCAUUAGAGCUGUGCAGAACAUUCAGAGGGUGGAACACUCUGACUUGGAAUAGGCUGUUCCGCGUCCAGAAUAGAAUGCCCUUUAAAUAAAAGGCAUGUUCCAGGCUCAGAACAACCCUAUUCUGACCUGGAACAUUCUGUUGUUUCAGGGGCCAGUGGGGGCCUGAGGACAGUGCAGGAGGGGGCCCGAGAGGUACCUUUAAAAGUUGCUACUAGCUGUAGUACAAGAAGUGGCCUACCUCCCAAUUGAGUUUGACACCCCUGGCCGAGAAUGUAUUUGGGACUGCUGUUUCACCUGCCCCUCACUCAGAAGCGGUUUUUAGUCUUGAGAUGCUUUCUUCAUUUUGCUAAGAAGUUCCUAUAAAGGAUGUAUUAACUGUUGUGUUGGGGCAUUUUGUUGUCAGUAUAACACAAAAAUUGGUGUGUUUCAAAUUUUCAUACCAAGGACAAUUUUCUAAAGCUGAGGACAGAGGCACAUGAAAGAAAAACUAUACAAAAGAACCAACGAAGGGGAAAUGUUACACUAGGCAGCCAUUUUGAAACUCUGUUGUUGAGACAGCUCGCCAAAGUCAAGAAUAAUCUCCACCUAUCCAUAAGCCUAAGCAAAAAUGAAGGGUACUUUGCCAAGUACUGCUCAUAAGGAUAUGCACGAACGGGUUUGUGCACUCCUGGGAGGUGGGGGGUGGGUUACCUUUUUAAGGAGCAGGGAGGGUGCCCAUGCCCCCCCCCGGCACUCUUGCAAAAACACUGGCACGGGGCUGCUGCAUACUUACUUGCAGCCCCGGUCAGCUGGGAAUGGUACAACCUUUUAAAAGGAAGUUAAGACACAUUUGUUCACCCAAACUUUUAAUUGGACUCCGAGUUUUUACCAUUGUGUUAAAUUUUAAAUCUUAAAUUAUUUUAAUAUUUUGAUUUUGUUUAAAUGUGUACUGUUUAAUUGUAAACCGCCCAGAGACAGGUUUUGGGCAGUAUAUAAAUAUGUUAAAUAAAAUUUAAAAAAUAA
Molecule: messenger RNA, 3742 nt
Organism: Hemicordylus capensis (graceful crag lizard)
Lineage: Eukaryota; Metazoa; Chordata; Lepidosauria; Squamata; Cordylidae
Gene: FKTN
Product: fukutin
Exons: 10
Coding region: 447-1832 (461 amino acids)
Cellular component (GO): Golgi membrane
Source: RefSeq, a predicted model, not a curated record